Molecule: messenger RNA, 960 nt
Organism: Dermatophagoides farinae (American house dust mite)
Lineage: Eukaryota; Metazoa; Arthropoda; Arachnida; Sarcoptiformes; Pyroglyphidae
Source: RefSeq, a predicted model, not a curated record
AAUAAUUUCCAUCAUUUCAUUUAAUUGGUUACUUUUGAAUAAUUUUUUGACGACAAAAAAAAAUAAUACAUGGAUACAAUAUGCAAUAAUGCUGAUGUUGAUGACAAUAAAGCUUCACAAUCAAAAAAAACAAUGGCUUUAUUCAUCAAUCAAAAAACAUUCAUGGAUAUUUCCAUUAAAUUGUUCUAUUGGAACUUUGUUAAUCACCAUUGUUCCAUAUAUAUUAACCGUACAUUAUGGUUAUACUAAUAAAAAAAUAUUUCCACUUAUUAGCGAUUCUGGUGGUUAUCCACCUGGUGCUAAUAUAUUUUCAUCAUUCUUAAUUAUUUGUGCAAUAUUUUCAACACUUACUGCAUGGUUUCGUUAUAAACAAGUAAAAUAUUAUCUACAAUUACAUUGGAAAGAUGAUCAAAACAUGAAUGAAUUGAAAUAUUUAAGAUCAAUCAAUUGGACAUUAGUAAUUUUAAUGAUUUUUUCAUCAUUUGGUAUGCUAAUUGCAGCAUCAUUUCGUUUUACGGAUUCGGCCACAAUUGCUGUUAUACAUGGAAUUGGUGCUACAAUAACAUUUGUUUGUGAUUUACUUUAUAGUAUCGGUACAGCAUAUAUCUGUUGGAAAUUGUAUCAUGUUUAUUGUUUGGAAUCAAAACCAAUAUCAUUAAUUGUUUUUACCAUCGUAAAGACGAUAACGGCAACUAUAUUUGCAUUAAAUUUUCUAAUCUCUUGGUAUAUGGCUGGUAAUGAUUUUCUUGAUGCUAAAUUUCGUUUAAAAUGGCCAGAUGUAAAUAGUCGAAUAUUUUUUUUAACCGCAACAUUCAGUGAAACAAUAUUAGUACUAUUAAUUUCCGUUGGAUGAUUAUGUUUAUUUAAUCGUAUUCGAAAAUUUAAUGACUGGAACAAGAUACGUUUCUGAAUUUGUUGUUUACAAAAUUGUCAUGAUUGAUAAUAAUGGUAAUGGUAAUU